Molecule: messenger RNA, 1258 nt
Organism: Coccinella septempunctata (seven-spotted ladybird)
Lineage: Eukaryota; Metazoa; Arthropoda; Insecta; Coleoptera; Coccinellidae
Exons: 3
Coding region: 94-1164 (356 amino acids)
Biological process (GO): regulation of transcription by RNA polymerase II
Cellular component (GO): transcription regulator complex; nucleus
Source: RefSeq, a predicted model, not a curated record
CCCGUAGAGCGCAAAACGUUUCACGCUGGCUAGGAAUCAUCGCGUCUAGACGUGUUUCGAAAGUUGGGCCGUGCGUGACUCUGUGAUAUCAAUAUGAGCGAAAACAGAAGAUCGGGAAUGCGUUUUUCCAAACAGGAAGACGCAGAGUUGAUCCGUCUGGUCGGCGAUAGUACAGUUCUUUACGACUGGCGAGAUCCCCAAUAUAGGAACAAUACGAAAAGAGAUAUGGAGUGGGAGAAAAUCGGAAGAAUUCUCAAUAGGACAGGAAUGGACUGCCAGAAACGCUGGAAAAGUAUAAGAGACCAUUACAAGAGGAAUAGAAGGGAGGAGAGAGAAUUACCAGAACAUGCUGCCAAAAAGAAGAGAGCUUUCUACUGGGACCUUUUGGGUUUCUUGGAUGUAGAAGCUUCAAAUGCAGAAAGUGAUUUAGAACCAGACGAAAGUUCCUUAGGUUUCAACGAAGUAAAUGCUGAUACUGAAACGCAACCAAAGACAGUAAAAUCCACCACUUACAGUGAUUUUAUGAUGGUCAAUGAUAAUUAUGAGGGAUUCCCUGGAAACGCCGAAACCCUACAACGUGAAGAUAAUGAAAUCGACAUGUUUUUCAAGACACUUGCGAUAACUCUGAAAAAAUUCCGUCCAGAUCUAGCAAUAAGAACGAAAGCUAGUAUAUUUAGAAUCGUAACGGAAAUGGAGCAACUCAAUCGGAAAUGCGCCUUCUCUGAUCUGUCAAGGGUCAAAAAUUGUAGCAAAACAGGUGCUUUUGGAUCGCUGCGGAAAAAGGCUUUUCAAACUGGACAAAACGAACCAGAGGCAGAGGUAAAAAUUGAAAUUGACGAAGGCAAUCUAGAUGAAAUAUCAGAAUUGGAAGCGUGUGCAGCCUCGGCCAAAUCUGAACCUAUUAUGGAAGAGGACCAGCCUAUGCAUGAUCUAGAAACUGCAGCAGGUUGCGACACAACUAGGGAUGCUCAAGAAGACGCUAGCAUCUACUUCGGCAAAUACAUAGCUGCUGAACUUCGUACCCUUCCAAUAACAACAAGGCUGGUUGUUCAGCAAGAAAUUCAGAAUUGUAUUACUACUGCAGUUUUCCGUAAUUUGACAAGUUCGAACGCUCCAGCAUCGACCGCAGUACGAAAUACAUCUGGUGGUCCAUCUAACUCCUAGGUUCUUCACAUAGUUUCACUGUAUAUAUUUAACUAGUUGAAAAUGUCGAUUAUGUUUUGCAACCCCUGAUUAGGAUUUAUUCAGAUGUAUUAUG